AUGGGAAGUGGCACCUCCACUCAACAUCAUUUUGCUUUUCAGAAUGCAGAGAAAGCCUUCAAGGCGGCCGCCCUGAUUCAGAGAUGGUACCGGCGCUAUGUGGCGCGCCUGGAGAUGAGGCGGCGCUGCACCUGGAGCAUCUUCCAGUCCAUAGAGUACGCCGGGCAGCAGGACCAAGUCAAGCUCCAUGAUUUCUUCAGCUACCUGGUGGACCACUUCACGCCCAGCAGCCACAACGAGAGGGACUUCCUGAACCGCAUGUUCACGGAGGAGCGAUUCCCCCAGGACUCCGAGAUGGACAAGUGCAGUGACUAUGAGUGCAUUGAGGUCCCGGACACUUACACAGGGCCACACCUCUCCUUCCCUCUCCUUCCCGGCCAUGCAACUGCCCUGGUGGAAGCUUUCAGACUGAAGCAACAGCUCCACGCUCGCUAUGUCCUGAAUCUUUUGUAUGAAACCAGGAAACACUUGGCCCAGCUGCCAAACAUCACCCGGGUCUCGACCUGUUACAGCGAGGAGAUCACUGUGUGUGGAGAUUUGCACGGCCAGUUGGAUGACUUAAUAUUUAUAUUUUAUAAGAACGGCCUCCCGUCGCCAGAGCGGGCGUAUGUGUUCAACGGCGACUUUGUGGACCGAGGCAAGGACUCCGUGGAGAUCCUGAUGAUUCUUUUUGCCUUCAUGCUGGUUUACCCAAAGGAGUUCCAUCUGAACCGGGGAAACCAUGAGGACCACAUGGUGAACUUACGAUAUGGCUUCACCAAGGAAGUGAUGUAUAAAUAUAAGAUCCACGGCAAGAAAAUAUUACGAACGCUCCAAGAUGUUUUCCGUUGGCUUCCACUGGCCACUGUGAUCGAUGAGAAAGUGCUGAUUCUUCACGGAGGCGUGUCAGACAGGACCGACCUGGAACUUUUGGCUAAACUAGACAGACACAAGAUCGUCUCCACCAUGAGGUACACAACGAGGAAGGAGAGCGAGAAACAGGCAGAGGCGAAGAAAAAAGACGACCAGGCGAGCUGCGCGCAGAGACCCACCCCGUGGUUCCUCCCCCAGAGCCGCUCUCUGCCCUCUUCCCCCUUCCACCUGGGCCCGGUCCCCAAGUCCCCCAAGGCCAACCGGUCCUGCAGCAUCCCCUGCAGCAGCCCCCUCACCCGGCAGGAGCUGUCACGGCAGGUGCGGCGCUCCGUGGACCUGGAGCUGGAGCGCUGCUGGCGGCAGGCAGGCUUCCCGGCCGUCGGGGAGACAGAGGAGCCACUCUCCCCCGUGUACAAGGACCUGGACACUGGAGAGCUGCCCACGGCCACUCGGGAGGAGUGGAGGCAGGUCGUGGACAUCCUGUGGAGCGACCCCAUGGCUCAGGAGGGCUGCAAGGCCAACGCUGUCCGAGGAGGGGGCUGUUACUUCGGGCCUGAUGUGACGGAAGCGUUGCUGCAGAAGUACAACCUGCAGUUGCUGAUCCGGUCACACGAGUGCAAACCUGAAGGCUAUGAGUUCUGCCACAACCGCAAGGUGUUAACCAUCUUUUCUGCCUCCAACUACUACGAAGUCGGCAGCAACAGAGGGGCCUACGUCAAACUGGGGCCAGCCCUGACCCCACACAUCGUGCAGUACCAAGCUAACAAGGCAACCCACAUGCUAACCAUGAGGCAAAGGAUCAGCAGAGUGGAGCAGUCGGCUUUGAAAGCUCUGCGGGAGAAGUUAUUCGCUCACUCCUCAGAUCUUCUGAGUGAAUUUAAGAAACGUGAUACGGAGAAGACUGGUCUCAUCAGCCUGGGGGACUGGGCCGCGGCGCUGGAGUCCGUGCUGCGCCUGGGACUGCCGUGGCGGAUGCUGAGGCCGCAGCUGGUGAGCAGCGCCGUGGGUAACACGCUGGAGUACAAGUCCUGGCUGGAGAACCUGGCUAAGGAGCAGCUGAGCCGCGAGAACAUACAGUCCAGUUUGCUGGAAACGCUCUACCGAAACCGAUCCAACCUGGAGACCAUUUUUAGGAUCAUAGACAGCGACCGUUCAGGGUUCAUCUCGCUGGAUGAGUUCAGGCAGACUUGGAAGCUGUUCAGCUCUCAUAUGAACGUUGACAUCACAGACGACUGCAUCUGCGACCUUGCCCGGAGCAUCGACUUCAACAAGGAUGGCCACAUCGACAUCAACGAGUUCCUGGAGGCUUUCCGCCUCGUGGAGCGGUCCUGCUCCAAGGGCAGCGCCUCAGACGGCUUGCCCGGCACGGACGCUGCCAGCAGUGGCCCUGGCAGGCCGGGAGCACCCUGA
Messenger RNA from Lepus europaeus (European hare), 2262 nucleotides. RefSeq names its product protein phosphatase with EF-hand domain 2 (gene PPEF2). Gene Ontology annotation, cellular component: nucleus; cytosol. The coding region runs from base 1 to 2262 and encodes 753 amino acids. Lineage: Eukaryota; Metazoa; Chordata; Mammalia; Lagomorpha; Leporidae. The record is from RefSeq and is a predicted model, not a curated record. Gene Ontology annotation, molecular function: iron ion binding; calcium ion binding; protein serine/threonine phosphatase activity. Gene Ontology annotation, biological process: detection of stimulus involved in sensory perception; negative regulation of MAPK cascade. The transcript is spliced from 16 exons.